AUGUUCAGCUCUAGUUGGAGCCUUCUGAUAUGUGCGUUGUUGGGAUUUGUAUCCCUCGCAAAGGCUUUCACGCCCGAAGAGGUGCAGAUCUUUCAACUGCAACAAGAGCUUGUCAAGACGUACAGAAACCCAGAUUUGGACUUUUAUAAAAUGCUCAAACUUCCCAAACUAAGGGAUUCUUCAUCCGCCGAGAUUCGCAAGAAUUUGAGGAAAUUGGCCAAAACGUACCAUCCCGACAAGAAUAAGAAAUACAGGAAACUGUAUGAACGCUUGUCGCUGGCUACAAAAAUCUUAGAGAACGACUCCCAGCGCAAAAUUUAUGAUUACUACCUGAAAAACGGUUUCCCAAACUAUGAUUUCAAGAAAGGUGGUUUCUACUUUACUAGGGUCCAGCCUAAAGUGUGGGCGAUAGGCAUAUUCAUUUUUCUGUCUUGCGGCUUAAUUCACUUUAUCAUUUUAAGACUGCAGAAUGACGGCAAUAAAAAUCGCAUCGAGAGGUUUUUACGCGAGGUCAAGGCUCAGGAUGAUACGCUUGGUCUGGGGGAGAAACGACUUCUAUUCAGACAAAACCCAGAUGAGGAAGGCCGAGAGAUUAUUGUUCGUUUUGGAGAAGUGUAUGCAGUGCAGUCCGAUGGUAAAGAGGCUCUUAUUUCCACUAAAGACAUCGUGAACCCAGGAAUAAGUGAUUCGCUACUCUUGACAUUGCCAUUAUGGAUGUGGAGAAAAUCAGUAGGAUGCCUCUUCAACUUCACGACAUCUGUCAAGAAUACGAAUGAAUUGCCCGAGAACAAGCCUUCUUCGGAGGAUUCGAAACCAAAGCCCAUUCGCAUUCAUGGCUCUGGUGAAAAACUGGAACUCCCCAAUGGUAAAGUAGUGCGAUCCAGGAAAAAAAACUGA
Molecule: messenger RNA, 897 nt
Organism: Lachancea dasiensis
Lineage: Eukaryota; Fungi; Ascomycota; Saccharomycetes; Saccharomycetales; Saccharomycetaceae
Source: the annotation of a GenBank genome assembly